Messenger RNA from Dioscorea cayenensis subsp. rotundata (Guinea yam), 1952 nucleotides. Its product is annotated as probable indole-3-acetic acid-amido synthetase GH3.8. The coding region runs from base 16 to 1803 and encodes 595 amino acids. Gene Ontology annotation, cellular component: cytoplasm. NCBI's taxonomy places the organism in Eukaryota, Viridiplantae, Streptophyta, Magnoliopsida, Dioscoreales, Dioscoreaceae. The transcript has 3 exons. The record is from RefSeq and is a predicted model, not a curated record. Gene Ontology annotation, molecular function: acid-amino acid ligase activity.
UUCAAACCCUAAUCUAUGGCCAUUAAAUCAUCCUUUUCAACUCCUCUCGGUGAAGCUGCUUGUGAGAAUGACGCCAAGAAACUCCAAUUCAUUGAAGAGGUGACAAAUAAUACAAAGAAGGUGCAAGAAAGAGUUCUUGCUGAGAUACUUAGCCAGAACUCUCAAACUGAGUACCUUCAAAGAUUCAAUCUUUGUGGAUCCAUUGACCGAUGUAGUUUUAAGGCUAAAGUUCCAGUGGUUACUUAUGAAGAUCUUUUGCCGGAUAUUCAGAGGAUUGCUAAUGGAGAUCGGUCUCCGAUUCUUUGUUCUCAUCCUAUCUCUGAGUUUCUCACAAGUUCUGGGACUUCUGCUGGUGAGAGGAAGCUUAUGCCAACUAUUCAAGAGGAGUUGGAUAGAAGACAGCUUCUUUAUAGUCUUCUUAUGCCUGUCAUGAAUCUGUAUGUCCCCGGGUUAGACAAAGGCAAAGGUCUAUACUUCCUCUUCAUAAAAUCUGAAACAAAAACCCCUGGGGGCCUCGUCGCCCGUCCAGUCCUAACUAGCUACUACAAAAGCGAGCACUUCCGACACCGACCUUUCGACCCUUACAACGUCUACACCAGCCCAAACGCCACCAUUCUCUGUACCGACUCCUUCCAAUCCAUGUACUCCCAAAUGCUCUGCGGCCUCCUCCACCGCCACGAUGUCCUCCGUGUCGGCGCCGUCUUCGCCUCUGGCCUCCUUCGAGCCAUUCGAUUUCUUCAACUCCACUGGCAUCAACUCGCCUUCGACAUUGCCUCCGGUGAACUCUCUCCCAAAAUUACCGACCCCUCUAUCCGCACUGCCAUAUCCGAAAUCCUAUCUCCAAAUCCUGACCUCUCUAAAUUCAUCAUCUCCGAAUGCUCCUCCGGCAAUUGGUCCGGCAUAAUCAAACGAAUUUGGCCAAACACUAAAUACUUAGAUGUCAUCGUCACUGGCGCCAUGGCUCAAUACAUCCCCACACUUGAGUUCUACAGCGGUAACUUACCGAUGGCUUGCACGAUGUACGCAUCGUCGGAAUGUUAUUUUGGUAUAAAUCUCCGGCCAAUGUGUCAUCCUUCAGAGGUCACUUACACCAUAAUGCCAAUGAUGGGUUAUUUUGAGUUCAUCCCUCAUGAUGGUUCAACAACUUCUAACUCCACCACAUUAGUCGAACUCGCCGAUGUCGAAGUAGGAAAAGAGUACGAGCUUGUGAUAACAACAUACUCCGGACUCUGCCGGUACCGUGUAGGGGACAUCCUCCUCGUCACUGGUUUCCACAAUGCGGCACCAGAGUUCAAAUUUAUACGUAGAAAGAAUGUAUUGCUAAGUAUUGAGUCGGAUAAAACCGAUGAAGCCGAAUUACAAGCCGCGGUAGCAAGAGCCUCGGAACUGCUCAAACCCUUCGGCGCAAGCGUGAUCGAAUACACCAGCCAAGCAGACACAAAGGUGAUUCCGGGGCACUAUGUGAUAUACUGGGAGUUGUUGCUGAAGUCAUCGGAGGGGAUUCCCGACGGGGAGGUGUUGGAGAAGUGUUGUUUGGAGAUGGAGGAGGCGAUGAACACAGUGUAUAGGCAAAGUAGGGUGGCGGAUGGGUCAAUAGGGCCGUUGGAAAUAAGGGUGGUUAAAGGUGGGACGUUUGAGGAGUUGAUGGACUAUGCUAUAUCAAGAGGGGCUUCCAUUAAUCAGUAUAAGGUGCCGAGAUGUGUGAAUUUCCCGCCAAUUUUGGAACUAUUGGAUUCCCGGGUGAUUUCGGCGCAUUUUAGCCCGGCGUGUCCCACGUGGACCCCAUACAAGUCAACCAGUUAGAUUCGGGGAAUCUAUGGAGGAUCUAACAUUGAAAGAAGGGCUGGAUAUGAUAUGUUUGGAAACUAGAAUAAUAAAAGAGUGUGUGUUUGUUUGUUGUUUGCCGUUGUUGUUGUUGUUUGUUGUGUUUGAAAUGUUUAAUUGUGAGUUCA